GCGCAGUAGCGACGACCACGACUGGCAGUUCAGUAGUAGGAAGAGAGUAGAGAAGCUGAAGCGCGUCACGCGGAGACGUAUGAGGGACGCUGGACGCUCCGAGUAAUUUCAGUAAUACGAGAGCAAAGUCGAGCGUAGUUUCAAGAAAGAAAAGAGAAAAAGAAGCAUCAAAUAACGUUCCGUUUGUAUUGCAAGAGCAGCAUACCUGCGAUACUAAUCUGCGCGUGAUAUUUUCUUUUAGUGUGUAAUAAAUUAAUGUGUAGAUGGGAAAGCAGUGAAUACGUUAGUAGAAAAGAGUCGAGCGAGAAUUCUUUCUCGCUCGCUAUAGUGAAAGGUCUGCGAAAGAAGGUGCGAAUUAAUGAUAAACGUAUUAGUCACAUUAACGAAUAUUAGUGAGUGCGCACCUUUCGUCUUAAUGAGGAUAGGAAGAAAAGAAAAAAAAAGGACAUAAAAUUCAACGAAUUGUGUCGGUGUAGCUUGCUUUCUCCGUUGAAAUGCAGCGGACUGGUCGCUUGCACCAUUGUGUCUCCGGUGUUGUGACAGAACGUAAAAUGUCUUUACGUUUAUCGUUGCUCGGAGUUUUGGCUCUUUCGUUUUUCGCGACAGCGGUCACCGGUGCGGAGGAUGGCCACUGCGUAUGGUACGGAAAGUGCUAUACAGAUCCAGCAACAAGACAUAACAAAAAUUGUCCCUACAAUGGCCCAGCAAAACUCCUCGAUUUUCCAGGACAGGAGAUACUUGCAAAACACUGUCCUCACUUGAUGGCUGAUACCGGAGAAGGAAUAAAGACCUGUUGCGACACCGAACAAUUGCAAACCCUCGACACUAAUCUCAAACUUGCUGCAAAUUUUCUCAAGAGAUGCAACAGUUGUCUUGACAAUCUCGUCAAACAUUUCUGUGACUUUACGUGCAGUCCGCAUCAAAGUACAUUUAUAAAUGUUACUGAAAUAGUUCCUGCUCUAACGGCCGAAGACAAGGCGUACAUAAACAAGAUCGACGUUUACGUGACGAACAAAUAUCUAAAUGGGACGUACAAGUCUUGCAAGCAAGUUUCUGUACCGAGCACCGGACAAUUAGCAUUGGACAUCAUGUGCGGAGAAUGGGGUGCAAGCAGAUGCAGCCCGCUAAAAUGGUUUCAUUAUAUGGGCGACGCAGAAAACAAUUAUUACGUGCCUUUCCAAAUAACCUACAUCCCGACGGACACGAAGAUAGCUGAAUUCGAGCCGAUGGAUCCGCUGAUUACACCAUGCAACCAAUCCAUAAACGCAAAAACACCGGCUUGCAGUUGCGUCGAUUGUGAAGACUCAUGCCCAGUUCCGAAGCCUUUACCACCAUUGCCACAACCUUUCACGUUGCUUGGCUGCGACGGUUACGAGGUCACGAUGGCGAUUAUUUUCAUCUGUGGUUCUGGAGUAUUCAUACUGUUGAUGUACUGUUUCGGCAACAGAAAGCAAAUCGUUGCACGAGGUGAAGAGGUAGGGCGACAGGUUGGUAGACGACUAGCCGCUGGGCUACAUCACCCCGGAGACGGUGCUCGAAUUGCCCUUGCCGCGGACCAAGAAGACAGCCCACUACAAUCGAAACGUUCGAGCGUUAUAUCGGCCGAUGAUUUGCCGAAUGGCCUUCAUGACGAUGAGUCAACCUUUAUCGAACGUCUGGGGGCAAACACCGACAAAGUUUUGCAGCAAUUCUUCUGCUGGUGGGGCACAGCCUGCGCUCAACGACCAUGGCUUGUUCUUCUCUUCGGUUUCCUCUUUAUCGUUACUCUUGGGCAUGGCAUCAAAUACGUGCACAUUACGACCGAUCCGGUCGAAUUGUGGGCAUCUCCGAACUCCCGGUCUCGCGUCGAACGUGAUUAUUUCGACAGCCACUUUGAACCAUUCUACAGAAACGAACAGAUCAUCAUAUCGUCCAUCGGCCUGCCUGACAUUGUACACAACACGUCCAACGGCCCAAUAACAUUCGGACCGGUUUUCGACAAGAAUUUCCUCCUCACGAUAUUCAAGCUUCAAGAACAAAUUAAAGGCCUCGUCACCCACAGUAAUUACACACUCGCCGACGUGUGUUUUGCCCCGUUGACGAACGAUUUCACCGGUCCGACUACCGUGCAACACUGUGCCAUCCAGAGUCUCUGGGGUUACUGGCAAGACGACGUCGAUACUUUCAACGGCAGUGACGACGAGCAUGGCUACGAAGUCAAUUAUCUCGACCACUUCAAAGCCUGCUCUCAAAAUCCACUGAAUCCGGCUUGUCUCGCACCUUACGGCGGUCCGGUUGAUCCGGCUAUCGCUGUCGGUGGAUUCUUAACUCCCGGUCAAUCGUUGCACAAACCACCGUACGAAAAAGCUACGGCUAUAGUCCUCACAAUAUUGGUCAACAACUAUCACAACAAGACGAAAUUGCAACCAGCGAUGGAAUGGGAAGAGAAAUUUAUCGCAUUCAUGAAGAACUGGACAGCAACGGAAAAGCCAGAUUACAUGAACGUUGCGUUUACAUCCGAACGAUCCAUCGAGGAUGAACUCAAUCGUGAAUCUCAGUCCGACAUAUUGACUAUUCUUGUAUCUUACAUCAUAAUGUUCGCAUACAUUGCAAUUUCGCUCGGGCAGCUAAAAUCGUGUAGUAGAUUUUUGAUCGAUUCCAAAAUCACCCUCGGGCUUGGAGGAGUUUUGAUAGUCUUAACUUCGGUUAUUUGCUCCGUUGGGAUUUUUGGUUUUAUUGGAAUUCCUGCUACUCUAAUUAUCAUCGAAGUUAUUCCCUUCCUCGUAUUGGCUGUAGGAGUGGACAAUGUGUUCAUCCUGGUACAGACGCAUCAGCGUGAAGGAAGACGACCCAACGAAUCGAUACCCGAACACAUCGGUCGUACCCUCGGCACAGUCGGCCCGAGCAUGUUGCUCACGAGUGUUUCCGAAAGUCUUUGCUUUUUCCUUGGUGGCUUGUCAGACAUGCCGGCGGUCAAAGCCUUUGCUCUUUACGCUGGUAUGGCUUUAUUAGUGGAUUUCCUGUUACAAAUUACGUGUUUCGUAAGCUUAUUGGCGUUGGAUACGGUACGCCAAACGAAUAAUCGUUUAGAUAUAUGUUGUUUCCUGCGAGGCUCGAAGAAAGACAGUGGCGAAGAAGUGGUUGACGGUAUUUUGUAUAAAAUAUUUAAAGUCGCUUACGUACCACUGCUCUUGAAAAAAUGGGUCAGAGUCGGUGUGAUGCUCGCGUUCUUCGGUUUGGCUUGUACGAGUGUCGCCGUUAUCCCACACAUCGAAAUUGGUCUGGAUCAAGAACUAUCGAUGCCCGAAGAUAGUUUUGUGCUCAAGUAUUUCCAGUUCCUAAACAAAUAUUUAUCGAUCGGACCCCCGGUGUAUUUCGUUGUGAAAGAUGGGAUCGAUUAUUCCGAUUAUGACAGUCAAAAUCUGAUAUGCGGUGGUCAACACUGUAAUACUGAUUCCUUAUCGACGCAAAUAUUCAUGGCUUCGCGACAAUCGAACAGAACUUACAUAGCCAAACCUUCCUCAUCGUGGCUAGACGAUUAUUUCGAUUGGUCCGAGUCGCCAGAAUGUUGCAAAUACUUCCCUACGAAUAAUUCUUUCUGUCCUCAUGGGGAUGGAGACUGCAGCAGUUGUGAUAUCGCCCUCAACAACUACGGUCGUCCGAACAUAACCGAAUUUCAGAAAUACGUAUCUUUCUUCCUGCAAGAUAAUCCCGACGAGCAGUGCGCGAAAGCAGGACACGCGGCUUACGGUCACGGGGUGAAUUAUGUGACCGAUCCGAAAAUGCGAAAAUCCCAAGUUGGAGCCUCGUAUUUUAUGACUUACCACACUAUUUUGAAGUCAUCCGCCGACUAUUACGAAUCUAUGAGAGCAGCUAGAGAUAUAUCGGCCAAUAUAACCGAUAUGAUAAACGCGAAUUUACAAAGUCGCAAGAUAAACCAAACCGUCGAAGUAUUCCCGUACAGCGUGUUCUAUGUGUUCUACGAACAGUACUUAACAAUGUGGCCUGACACCCUCAAGAGUCUCGGCAUAUCUUUGCUUGCGAUAUUCGUUGCAACAUUUUUGCUCAUGGGUCUCGACAUAUUUUCAUCGAUCGUCGUAAUCAUAACAAUCACGAUGAUCCUCGUGAACAUCGGUGGUCUAAUGUAUUGGUGGCACAUCACGCUCAACGCCGUCUCCUUGGUGAAUCUGGUGAUGGCGGUUGGUAUCUCCGUAGAAUUUUGUAGCCACUUGGUCCAUUCGUUCUCUGUAUCUGUGAAAGAAACGAGAGUCGAACGAGUCGCGGAUGCGGUUACGAACAUGGGUAGUUCUGUGUUUAGUGGAAUAACGUUAACCAAGUUUGGUGGUAUUAUAGUCCUCGGCUUUGCGAAAAGCCAAAUAUUCAAGGUGUUCUAUUUUAGGAUGUAUUUGGGAAUUGUUUUGUUCGGUGCAGCACACGGGCUCAUAUUCCUUCCAGUUUUACUCAGCUAUAUAGGCGUGAUGUCAAGCCGGGGGUACAGAAGGGAGAGACAGCUCGCCAAUGAUAUCAGAAACGAGCCACCGUCUCGUCAGCUCGUCGACUCCACAACCCCUCUUGUCCAAAAUUUCCCAUACCAAUACCCAACCACUUCCUACGCCAGUGUGAAUGUCGAAGUUCCAAGAACACCAACAUCGCAACCCGUUCGCUAGUUGUAACAAAUCGUUUAAACGAGAAGAUAAACAAUACAUAAAAACGACAUCGUAAAUUCAGAGAAUCUAGGAGAAAACAAUUCGAAGAACUGUAUUUUUUCGUUGAUAUAAAGACUUAGAAAGGUAAAA
This is a messenger RNA of Venturia canescens, 4775 nucleotides long. It is a transcript of the gene Npc1a, whose product is annotated as Niemann-Pick type C-1a. Bases 495 to 4646 code for a protein of 1383 amino acids. The record is from RefSeq and is a predicted model, not a curated record. The transcript has 19 exons. Gene Ontology annotation, biological process: intestinal cholesterol absorption; cholesterol homeostasis. Gene Ontology annotation, molecular function: lipid carrier activity; cholesterol binding. Lineage: Eukaryota; Metazoa; Arthropoda; Insecta; Hymenoptera; Ichneumonidae. Gene Ontology annotation, cellular component: plasma membrane.